Molecule: messenger RNA, 2263 nt
Organism: Gigantopelta aegis
Lineage: Eukaryota; Metazoa; Mollusca; Gastropoda; Neomphalida; Peltospiridae
Product: neuropeptide CCHamide-1 receptor-like
Exons: 1
Coding region: 561-1691 (376 amino acids)
Biological process (GO): G protein-coupled receptor signaling pathway
Cellular component (GO): membrane
Molecular function (GO): G protein-coupled peptide receptor activity
Source: RefSeq, a predicted model, not a curated record
AGCACCUUUCUUAUCACAGGCCGCAGACUGAUACAAGGCGUUUUGUUUCCAACUUGUUAACUUUGCAGGCAGAUUGGACCCGAGCCUGCAAAGUGGCGAUUAAUUGAACGUUGAUAGCGCUAUUAAUUGGAAGGUAUAAAUACGUCCGAUCACAGCGCUGCAACCCACUUGUAAUGGACUGUCGUAAGAGUUAUCACAACCAUCUGGUGAUAUAUUAUCGGACUACAGCGAGUAAUUCAUUCUGGCAUUGUUACAAGUGAAUGCUAUAUUAUUCAAUAAAGGAAAUAAAGAGAGAGAAAAAUACAAGGGAAAAACGUGUCUGGUGCAAAAAUAUAAAACAAUAAAAACUAGUCUGUUUUGAGGGUUUUCUGCUCAUCUUACUGUCCAUGGUUGAAUAUUGGAUAAACCACUACUUUUGUUUGUACGUUUGUGCUGACUGACUAACUGUUGGCAUUUUGACUGACAGCUGUCCUGAAAGAAUCCCUUUAAUCCCGUCAGUGGAGUAAUCACGUCAGCGGAGAGAUAAGCGGUGACGAGUCUCAACUCUUGCCUCCCCAACCAUGACGCCAGUGACGAGCGAUAACGCCACGGAGAAUACCACCACGGACAUGGCGACAGGACCCGAGCUGCGAAUCGUGAUGGAGGUGGAGGGCAACGCCGCCGCCAUCAUCGUGCCUAUUCUCUUUGGAAUCAUCUUCAUCGUCGGCAUCGUUGGAAACGGAACCAUCAUCUUCACGGUUUUGAGGAAUAAAGUGAUGAGAAACCUCCCCAAUAUUCUCAUCGUCAGUCUUUCGAUCGGGGAUCUCUUGCUAAUUUUCGUGUCCGUUCCUUUUUCCGCGACGCUGUUCACGUUCACGUCGUGGCCGUACGGAAACGCCAUGUGUAAGUUCAACUUCUUCAUGCAGACGUUUUCUCUGGGCGUUUCGAUAUUCACUCUGACCGCCCUGAGCAUAGACAGGUACUUUGCUAUCGUGGACCCGAUGAGCAAACAUACGGGGAACACCGUCGCAAAACCAGUCAUUCUCGUCACCAUUACCUGGCUGGCGUCUAUGAUUCUAGCUAUUCCGGAUGGGGUCUUCAGCCAGACGACCAUCAUGCAAAAGAGCAAUGAAACGGGAGCGUACGUCUGUUUGAGAUACCCGCCAAAGUAUUACCCAGAAUAUCCGAAAAUACAGACAAUUAUCAUGUUUCUGGUGUAUUUCGCGAUUCCGCUCGUAACAAUAGGCUUCUAUUAUCUGAUGAUGGCUCUAAUCCUUAUCAAGAGUGGGAAUACCAUGCCGUGCGAAAUGAAAGGAGCUCAAAACCAACAGAGACAAAUUGCCGCGCGGAAGAAAGUCGCCAAGAUUGUUCUUUCGUUCGUGUUGAUAUUCUUCAUUUGCUGGCUACCGCACCACAUUUUCAAAAUAUGGUUCAACUUCGACGACUCUCAAUACAAUGCAUUCUGGCAUGGGUUUCAGAUUGCUGGGUUCUGCCUCAAGUUCAUCAAUUCGUGUGUCAACCCAUUUGCGUUGUACUUACUAAGCAGUCAGUUCCGCAAGUUCUACAAACGUUACCUGUGUUGUUGCUUGCCCAAACCGACCAGGUACACCUGCUUGGACCAAACAUCGACAUUACACAAUUUUCAAAGCGACGUCAGGCGUGCUUCAACCCAGAACACCAUUGCUCACUCGGUAUCACAGUCAAUGUGUUGAACAGUUUUGAUUGUACUGACCUUAGUGUGAAAUAGUUUAUUUAUAACUGUUACAGCUUCCUUUUUAAUCGUUACAUUGUACAUUUGGGAAAAUGCAAUGUGUUUCUGGUCGUCCUGGCAUCUACAGUAGAUUACAAUUCAGUUUUGUUGAAACAGAAAAAAAGUACAAAACUAGGGUCAGUAACUUUAAUGUUUCCAUCCAAAGAGUAAUACCUUAGUUUUGUGACAUUGCAGACAGUAUUUCGGUGCCACAAGUUGUGAUGUCUUUCGUGUCUUAGGCGUGUAGCUUUGAUUUUCUAUUGUCUGUAUAUCAUGGAUGUCUACUACGAAAUGGGGAAAACAUAUGACUAACUCAGAGACAAACACUGAGAGACAAACACUAAGAGACAAAAACACAACAAAGAAUAAAGGUUUGUGAUCUUACCGAUUGUGAUAUGUCUUUUAGGUUUGGGACGAACUGUAAUUUUGAUGGUGUUAACGAUUUAUAUUGCGAAGACGAAAUCAGGAAUAUUUUGAGAAACAAAUAUAAUAUACUAGAGUUGUGAACUAAUAAAUUAUAAAUACUGUUGGUGA